Molecule: messenger RNA, 447 nt
Organism: Rotaria socialis
Lineage: Eukaryota; Metazoa; Rotifera; Eurotatoria; Philodinida; Philodinidae
Source: the annotation of a GenBank genome assembly
AUGAUUCAACAGCGUUCAUCAGUAUCAAGUUCAAAUUUGACUCAACAACAUCUAUUAUCAUCAACUUCAAAUUUAAUUCAGCCGUAUUCAACAUCCACAAUUGAAAAUCUUUUGAAACAAAAAGAUAACUCGAAACAGUUUCUUGUCAUAAAAAAUGAUCAAAAAAAAAACGUCUCGUCACUUGCUUGGCCCACAUUCGGAUUUCCUGCGAAACGUUUAGAGGACGAUUGUUAUCAACGAAUAUCCAGGACAAUGAUUUCUGAAGCAGUUUUUCGUGAAUUUUCGGUGAAAAUCUGCAAGAAACUCGCUGUUUCCGACCAGAACCCACCGGGAAUUGUUCGGAAUUCGAUGCAAGAAUCCGGAAAUCGUAUCCAGCUACCAGUUUUGACAGGUUUCUGUCGAUUCCGGCUGGAACCGGAUCCUUUCACCAGAAUACUGCUGCCAUGA